UGUCUGUACCCUGAAAAUUGGUCGUCAUGCGGAACAGAAACGGAACAGAGAGGAGGUCUGCUAUUUCUGCUGCUGAUCGGUGAAAACAUCACAGGUUGUUCAACAUCAUGAGUCAGCGGACGGAGCGACGUGGGAUACAUGUGGACCAGUCAGACCUGCUGUGCAAAAAGGGAUGCGGUUACUAUGGUAACUCAGCAUGGCAGGGCCUGUGCUCCAAGUGCUGGAGGGAGGAGUACCAGCGGGUACGCCAGAAACAGAUCCAGGACGACUGGGCCUUGGCUGAGAAGUUACAGCGAGAGGAGGAGGCAGCGUAUGCCAGUAGUCACGGAGCUCAGGCCCAGUCUCACUCCCAGUCCACAGCACCACAACCGAACCAAGGGCAUGCUUCUCUAGGACCCUUCUCCAAGUUCGAGGAGAAGAAAACCAAUGAAAAGACACGGAAAGUGACCACCGUUAAAAAGUUCUUCAGCCCUUCGUCACGUACAGCUUCCAAGAAAGAAACCCAAGAGGGCAAAACACCCAGUCCGUCCAUUAGCCGCCACGCCAGUUUCGAUACAGAACAAGUGUCCAAGGACUUUGUGGACUUCUUGAAGAACCUCCAGAAGCCCGGCCGGGAGAUCCAUAAGCAGUGCCGAGCUUUUAUUGUGAACAUGUCCAGCAAGAAGGACCUCAGUGCUGACGAACUGUCGGAGUGCGUGCAGGAUUUCUAUCAGAACAUGGCUGACCGCUUGAUGAGUCACUUUAAAGGAUCUUCGGAGUCUGUGGAGCAGGUGAUGGACCAAGUGGAAAAGUACAUCAUGACUCGUCUGUAUAAGAGUGUAUUCUGUCCAGAAACCACUGAUGAUGAGAAGAAGGAUUUGGCCACACAGAACAGGAUCAGGGCUUUACACUGGGUGACCAUCCAGAUGCUGUGUGUGUCCAUGGAUGAAGAAAUCCCUGAAGUCUCUGAGAAUGUUGUCAAAGCAAUAACAGAUAUCAUUGAGAUGGACUCGAAGCGGGUUCCUCGGGACAAACUAGCGUGCAUCACACGCUGCAGUAAACACAUCUUCAGUGCCAUCAGGAUCACCAAGAACGAGCCGGCCUCAGCUGACGACUUCCUCCCUGCACUCAUUUACAUCGUGCUCAAGGCUAACCCUCCACGGCUUCAGUCCAACAUCCAGUAUAUCACCCGCUUCUGUAACCCCAGCAGGCUGAUGACUGGAGAGGAUGGAUACUACUUCACCAACCUGUGCUGUGCAGCGGCCUUCAUCGAGAAGUUGGAUGCUCAGUCUCUCAACCUUUCCCCGGAGGAAUUUGAGCGCUACAUGUCAGGCCAAGCGUCGCCACGAUUCAGCAGCUCAGAGGGUGAGUGGCCCCACGAUGGCCCGGCACCUGGCGCAACUCCCACCAACCCUGUCCUGGCUCAGCUCAAUCACAACCUGGAGCUGCUGUCGGACCUCAGCAGCCGGCAGGAGUCGCUGAUGGAGGCUGCGCAGAGCCUGCAGGCCGACCUCAUCUCCUGGCCCAAGAGUGUAGAGCGGGAGGUGCAGGACGUCCUGGAGAAAUACCCUCUGGAGAUUGCAUCACGCACAGUUUCUGCCAUCGAUGCCAACAACCUGGACAACGACCACCUGCCACCACCCCUCACACCCCAGGUGUUUGCUGGGUAGUGGAGUCUACAGAGGGAGGAAGAACAUUUC
Molecule: messenger RNA, 1679 nt
Organism: Thunnus maccoyii (southern bluefin tuna)
Lineage: Eukaryota; Metazoa; Chordata; Actinopteri; Scombriformes; Scombridae
Gene: rabgef1
Product: RAB guanine nucleotide exchange factor (GEF) 1
Exons: 9
Coding region: 108-1649 (513 amino acids)
Biological process (GO): vesicle-mediated transport
Cellular component (GO): endocytic vesicle; cytosol
Molecular function (GO): guanyl-nucleotide exchange factor activity; zinc ion binding; DNA binding
Source: RefSeq, a predicted model, not a curated record